Closterium sp. Naga37s-1 is the source of this 4617-nucleotide messenger RNA. Lineage: Eukaryota; Viridiplantae; Streptophyta; Zygnematophyceae; Desmidiales; Closteriaceae. The record is from the annotation of a GenBank genome assembly.
AUGUCGUUCUUCGGUCGAGCCGCGAAAUGGUUGCCUAUUGCAGUCACGGCUCUCCUCAUCAGCACAGCAGUCGUCCUGCUCCUAUCAACUACUCCCUCUCAGCACGGCAUCCCCACCUUUGACCUCCCACGCGUUCAAGCCAGCACGCCCGUUGAAGGAAGCAAGCCCGUUCACAGCAGCACGCUCGUUCAAGCCGGUGUUCCAGAGCCGUCCGAUCUCCACCAAACAGCAGCUCCUGUCCGUGGAUCUUCUCAAGCAGUAUCCGACCCAUCUAUAGAACCCCCUACUCUCCACUCGCGAACUCCCCACCCAGACCCCAUAAAACCGAUCAAUCCCCACCAGGAAGCAGAAGACCCAGACACAGACCCAUGGCUCGAGAGCCUGUGUCUGGGGAAGCAGAACAAAGGCUGCGAUCCAGAUCCGAACAUAAGAGGCACAGGCCCUCGGGCUGGUAGGGGUAAGGGAGGAGUUGGAGUUCAAUGGGUGGAGCCGGUGAGAGAUGAGCCUCAGUCGGAGAUAGAGGCCAUUUGGGCCGCUCAUACCGCCAAACAUAUUGGUGCGACUUUCGAGAAUUCUCAAAAGUCGCUUCAAUGGGUAGAGCCGGUAGGAGAUGAGCCUCAGUCGGAGAUAGAGGCCAUUUGGGCCGCUCAUACAGCCAAGCACCUGCUGUUCGGGAAGGUGCACCAGCCCAGACGUCCGGCAGAGGCUCGGGAGGAGGUUCGGGAAGAGGCUCGGGAAGAGGCUCGGGAAGAGGCUCGGGAGGAGGUUCGGGAGGAGGUUCGGGAGGAGGUUCGGGAGGAGGUUCGGGAGGAGGUUCGGGAGGAGAAGCGAGAGGAAGAGGAGGGGGAGACGGAGGCAGGAGAGAAGGAGCCUUGGCACAUCUCGUCGUUUUCCACUCACAUUGGGCUGUCCAGAGACAUUCACCUCUCCUCCUCCACCGUCAAUCGGAGAGUCAUAGCAGUGAAAAAGCCGCCCCCACCGAAGAAAAAUCCCCCGCCCAGACCCGCCACCUCAACUAGAAAACUCCCCCCCCCGCCUCCGCCAAGAAGAUCCCCGCCUCCCCCCCGUCCCCCGCCCCCUCGCCCUCCCUCUCCCCCCCGCCCUCCUCCCCCUCGUUCCCCGCCCCCUCGCCCCCCACCCCGCUCCCCCCCUCCUCGUCCCCCUCCCCCAAGCCCACCCCCCAGCCCUCCCCCCAGUCCGCCUCCCCCGCCCGGGCCAAGGUGCGAGGGCAAGUGCUGCUCCAACGCUGCUCCCGCGCUCGCCCCCGGCGUUCCCAAGAUGACGUCCCUGUGGCUCAGCAGCCAGCUGGCACACGGGGCUAGGGUGAUAGUGCGCACCAAGACAUGGGGCACGUGGUGGGCAGCAGCAGACGGGGUCAACUGGGAGGGGCGCAUAGGCCGGGUCUUUUCCACGCCCAGUGCCUCACAGGCGCUCACCAUCAUACGGGUCUCAGACACUGAGUUCCAAUUCCUGACUCCCAGCAACACGCUCCUAACCAAGGCUCCAUCCAUGUUCCUGGAAACCACCAGCAACGCAUCGGACCCGCUAACAGUGUUCACCAUCGAGUAUAUCCCCGACACCGUCUACGUGGUCUUCAAAUCCUCCGAUGGAUGGUACAUCUCACAGAAUGGCGAAAGUGGCCCGCAGUUCUGGUGGCAGGGGGAGCCGGGCGACUGGGAGCGGCACGACGUGAGGGAGAUCAUGUGGGUGCCGGCGAUUCGGGGGGCGAAUCUGGGGUCGUGGCUCAUGACUGAGCCGUGGAUGAACCGAGAGGCGUUCAAGUUUGCUGGUUAUGGUGAUGGCACCCGGUUCACUCUUCGCUCGGUGAUAUCGGGCCAAUACGUCUCCGCACCCGGUGGCGGUGGAACAAUUAUGACUUGCAACGGCUCCCUCAACAAGGACACCUACCUUCACCUCACCACCGCUCGAAACGCCUCCUCCAACACUCGCAGAAUAUCCGUGCAGUGGCUGCAGUACUGGGCUGUGCGGGACAACUCACCCAACAUCUGGGUCCAAUCCACAGAACCCGAGGGCGCAGCGAGCAACUUUGAGCUGUUUAUAUUCGGCACGCCACUGAAUUCAUCAACGGAGCAGAGGGGUGGCAGUGUGCGCGUGCUGCUGCGCGCUCCCAACGGCCUCUUCGUCCAGGCCAACCCAGACGGCUCCCUCACUGCUGAUCUUAUGGACUCCCUUGACAACGACGCCAUCUGGAGCAGCGCUGCUGCCUUCGACCUCACUGUGCUGUGGCGAGUGGAGGCGGAUUGGCAGGCAGCCUACACAGCCAGCACAGCAGCACCAUCGAUCUACGAGAACAUUCGCCGAAACUUCAUCACAGAAGCCGACUGGCAGAAAAUGCAGGAGCUGGGGAUCAACACAGUGCGCAUCCCCCUGGCCUACUGGAUCGGCCUCGACGCCUCCCCUGAGUUCCCCUUUGUGCCCGGAGCGGCGACGUACCUGGACUGGGCGUUUGAUAUGGGGAGGAAGUAUGGAGUGAGGAUUUGGUUCAGCGUGCAUGUGGCGCCGGGGUCGCAGGCGGGCAAGGGGAAUGCGCGGGACGGGCUGAUUCGCUGGCGAGGGGCGAAUAUCAACCGCACGCUCGACUUUGUCACUUGGCUUGCUGACAGGUACGGUGCCGACCCUAUGUGGCUGGGCAUGGGGCUGCUGAACGAGCCGGUGGUGCCGGGGGCCAACGGGUACGCGGGGGUGGAUCUGGAGGACAUGCGGGGGUACUACUCGGCGGCCUUCAACGCCAUCCGCGCGCGCUGCCUGUGCUGCUUCGUGGCCAUGGAGGGCCGCGUGGGCAGCAACUUUGGCGACGUGAUGUGGCACAUGAGCGACGCGUGGCACAACAACGUGAUCCUGGAGCAGCACAUCUACGAGGUCUUUGGCAACUUCUUCAGCUCCCAGGGCGUCAACUUUGAACUCGAUUACGCCUACACCACCCGGGUUAACAAUAUCGUCAGCUUCCAAGAGAAAGUGGGGCGGCAGCUGCUGGUGGGGGAGUUCUGCAAUGCGAUGGGCAACCCUGCAACACCGGAGCAGCAGGCCAACUUCUCCCUCGGCCAAAUGAAAGCAUUCAGUCACGCCAAGGCUGGCUGGUUCUUCUGGUCCUGGAAACUCAACACCACCGGUACGCACCACUGGCAGUUUGUCAACAGUUACGAGCGAGGCUGGUUGCCCAAAAAACCUGAUGGCAACUGUGCCAUCAAGCUGUGUGCUGCAGUGGUGGCUCUUCAGAGAGUGGCAGAGUUCCAAGCUCAAGGCGUGAACGUAUCGUUGAACUCGCCUCUCUCCUUCCUCCCUCUGUACCCCGGAGACAAGGAGGAGAGCCUUGACCCGUCGAACUUGAACGGAGAACAUAUCACCAUCGCUCAUGAGAUCAGAAAGAUGCUCCUGGUUUCUAGCAACACGGCAUACAACCGGCUCUAUGCCUUGAUAGGACAAAGGCGACUCAAUGAAGCCAUGCACUCCCUGGGUCUCUGUUCCGCGCACCUCUCCCACCGCCUCUCCAUCCACCUCUCUCCUCUUGACAACCGGCGCUGCGAGCCCGUGCAAGUGGGCUUGGAAAGUGGAGCCAAUGCUUCCGCAUUCUGCUUUCCUCCCAAGUGCAGCAGUCAUGAGCUGCCUCCGGUAGGGGGAGUGGAGGGGCUGCUGGUUGGGCGUGCUUAUAUCGAUGCCGAUGGCACCAAGGUCAAUGCGCCCUUGGACUUCUCCCUCAAGAAUCGCUUGACUCUCGUUGACCUGCAGAACCUCCUCGUGCUGCUCAUGCACCCAGACAUACAGCUGCCGGGCUGCCAGCCAAUCGGAUUGGACGAGGGGCACAGGCUGCUGCUGCUGGAGGCCAUGAGGCAGUACCCACGGGAAUCCCGCAACCCCAGAUAUGCUGACAAGAAGUACACGGAUGAUUACUGCAAGUUUUUUCUGCCCGGACUGUGCCGAGUGCGGCCAAAGGAAGCUCUGCGCGUCUACAACAAGAUUGGGCAGGCGUUUGGCUUCACUAUUGAUAAUGCCUAUAUUCUCGACAUAGAGACGGGAAGGGAGUUCUUCCUCUCUCUUGUUCUUUACACCAAUGAAAAUGGCUGUCUGAACGACGAUAAGUACGAGUAUGACCUGGCGUAUGACGUGGCGGCUGAUGUGGCAGAGGCCAUUGCCAGGGCCCUGUGGGAUGAUAAGAACAUGACUCGAGGCCAGGAUGAUGUGGCAGCUAACGCGGUUGCUGAUGCGCCCGCUGAUGCAUCAGCUGAUUUAGCAGCUGACGUAUCAGCUGACGUCGCAGGUGACGUAUCAGCUGACGUGGCAGCCGAUGUUGCAGCUGAUGCAGCAGCUGAUGCAGCAGCUACUACUUCGAAGACAAAGUCUUCGGAAAAAGGGCAUCUUCCUCUCUCCCAGGCAUCCAUAUCACCUGGAGCCUCAGAUUCCUCUCAAGUUUCACAUGUCCCAGCCUCCUGCUGUUUUGAACCACCUCAAAAAUGUAUGCCUGACCCUGUCGCUUGUCUAUCACCGACGCCAGCCACAGAUUCUUCUCAAGUUUUGGACGUGCCAGGUUCACCUGUCAACGCACAGAGCCUCAGCAGCAAGACCCCGCUCCCUGUAUACACUUUCUUCGUUGAUGAAUGA